Messenger RNA from Otolemur garnettii (small-eared galago), 5782 nucleotides. It is a transcript of the gene MAP2K7, whose product is annotated as mitogen-activated protein kinase kinase 7. The record is from RefSeq and is a predicted model, not a curated record. The transcript has 10 exons. Gene Ontology annotation, biological process: protein phosphorylation. Bases 2387 to 3856 code for a protein of 489 amino acids. Gene Ontology annotation, molecular function: ATP binding; protein kinase activity. NCBI's taxonomy places the organism in Eukaryota, Metazoa, Chordata, Mammalia, Primates, Galagidae.
GACAUCUGCACCAUUGACCUAACCGCUGCCUUGGCUGCAGAAUGCCAUCCCUGUCCCCCCAUGCUCUGUGUGUGUGUCUGUGUCUCUUGUCACCCUCACUCUCUGUCACGCCACUCAGGCAACGUGGGCCCAACCUGGCCUCCUCUGUGCCCUUUCACUUCCCCCCACCCCCUUCUUCUUGGGCUCAGGCUUGAACUCUCUGGAAGAGGAAAUGGCCCCUGCAAAACAGGAGUCUGUAGCCUUCAAGGGGGCAUAUGUGUGUAACACAUCACGAGUGUGUACAUAGAUGAGCGAGAAAGAAAAAGAAAGUUGGACCUAGUGGGUAGACUCUGCCUGUUUGAUGCAUUUCAACAAUUGGAUGAACACAUAGCUCCCCCUGCUGCAGGUGUGGGCCUGUGUGGCUCCAGGGACACAACAGUGUCACAGUGGACCUCCCUUCUCUCCUUGAGGAGUUGAGGCUGUGGUAACGGGAGACUGCUUGUGGACAGUGAACACAGUCCUCUCUAAGGAGAACAUAGCAGGGUUAGGAACUUGACUGGGAGGUCAUCCAAGGAAGCCUCUGGAAAAGACGGAGUUUGAAUAGGUGGGGUGAGGCAGGGAAAAGAGACAGCUAGCCCAGGCCCUGAGCAUGGGUGCAGUUUGGGGAACAGACUUGGCAGGCAGUGUAGUGGGAGAUUUGGUCAGGAUCUGGCCCAGGGUGGUUAUGUAUAAGUAUGGCAAGGUUGCCUGUGUGUGUGUGUGUGUGUUUGUGUCAGAUGGGCAAGGGGGGCAUCUCUGUCCCCAGCUACACGCAAGUAGGGAUCUGUACCAUGCCUGGAAGGGGUGUUUGCGCAAGUGUGUGUGUGUUGGGCUGGCAGUUUGCACAUCCACGGCUCCUGUCAGAGUCAGCAGGUGCCUGCUCUCCAGCCCUCUCUUGUUAACUCUCAUUCAUUUUCUUUCUCUCACCCUGUUGCUCUCUAUCCUCCUGAAGUGCGAUAUGGCCUGUCACCGCCUCUACAACCUCUGUUCUCAGGACUUUAUGUAUCUCCUUUCCUUCCCCCAACCUGAGUGCCCUUUAUAUCCCCACUACACCCCUGUUCAUGGGUGGCAGCCUCUUCCCUGGGCCCUGGGCAGCCCUCAGAGGGCCUGGUAGAUUGUACUAGGGAGGGGACCAUGAGAACACCACAGGGUAUGACCUUCACUCCCAGGGAACUGGCAGUGCAGGGCAGGAAACCCCCAGGGGCAUGAGCUGAUCAGUGUCUGGAGAGUCCAGGUGCAGAGAGCUUAGGGGGCAGGGGCCACAGGGGCCUUAGGAAGGAUCCAGACUGUGAUUUGAGCCAUGGGCAGAUGAGGCACAGUGAUGCAGCAAGCAGAGGGCAGCAAGAGGGGACACCUCUGGGCUCAUCAGGAAUCCCAGACCCCAGAGCCCUUUCUUUGUUCCUGGCAGCCCCUGUGUCCUCUUCCACCUCCAAGGCUGCCCCUUCUCCUAGCUGAGGUCAAGGCCCUAGGCCCACAGGGCAAGGAGAGGACCCACCUACUGGCAGCUGCAACAGAUUGUCCCCAUUUGUUACUGGGCCGAGCCACUGGGACCUGGAGAAGGAAAGGCAGGUGGGAGGAAAGGGGCCACCCGAGAAGACUGCAGGAGCAGAGCAGGCCCCAGGCCUAGCCUAGGGAAAGGGGCACCUUGAUAGCUGAUUAUAGCCAAUGCCUUUCCAGGGUCAGGGCCUGGAAGGGUCAAGGGAGGGUUGGCUCCAGGGUCCCUUACCCUGUUUCCAGCCCAUCCAGGGAGACUCCUAAUCCUGCAAUGAGCCUACCCUCCUGUCCCGGGCCCCUCUCUGGCCUGUGUCUUCAGUGCCGCCUCUGGGCAGCUGGGCCCUGAAUCUUGGCUCCUGUUUGUCUGUCUGUCUCUUUCCCUUCCACCUCCGAUGCCACCUGCCCAUCCCAGGGUGUCCGCUGUCUGCUGCUGCCUGCCUGCCUGCUGUAGCAUGCCCAAGCUGUCCGCAUGCAGGCUGCUGGGAAGAACCAGUCCCUGGCCCAGCACGAUCCCUGCCCAAUCCUGCUAGUCCCUGUAGAGGUUGUACCCCCAGGUCUUUCCCCAGAGGACAUAGGCACAGCCUUGAGUUUCUGCCUCUGCCCCUGCCCCCUUUGGCCCAAGCUCAACCUGCCAAGUGGAGAGGCUCUAGCUCAGCCCACUGACCAGAGGGGGUCCUCCCUGACCCCACAGCAAAAUGUGGGGGCAAGGCAGCUGGAAGUUGGAGUCCCAAGCUCACUGUCUGUCUAGGGUGUACCACCCCAGUCUUUUCUGGGGACCAGGUUCAGUGCUGCCAGCAAGGCAAGAGCCCAGGUUGAUCCUCCUCACAGGUGCCCCAUUCUUGCAUGGUCCAGAGUAGGGUGCUACAGCCUUGGCAUGAGACCUACACAGAGGCAGGGAGGAAGGGGACAUGCCAGGGGCUGCCUGGCCAAGGGAUACCAUCAGAUCCCUGCCUCAUUUCUCUGUCACCAUAGAUUGCAGCCCACCCCUCCCCACCAGGCCUACUCAGUCACCUUCCAGGUCAGGGUGAGAGAAGGCAUCCUGAGGAUAGCCCAGGUGUGGGGUGGGAGACCCCAGCUUCUCCUCUGGCAGCUAGGAAAGGGGGGGGCGGGGGAAGGUGAGGGUCCCAGCCCCUCCCCAAGUGCCGGGCCUGGAGCUGAGGCCAGCCUGGCACUGACCCCUCCCCGACACUGGCUCUCACUACCCCCAGCUCUGCAGCUCCCGCUGGCCAACGAUGGGGGCAGCCGCUCACCGUCCUCGGAGAGCUCCCCCCAGCACCCCACACCUCCUGCCCGUCCCCGCCACAUGCUGGGACUCCCGGCAACACUGUUCACACCCCGCAGCAUGGAGAGCAUCGAGAUUGACCAGAAGCUGCAGGAAAUCAUGAAGCAGACAGGCUACCUGACCAUCGGGGGCCAGCGCUACCAGGCAGAAAUCAAUGAUCUGGAGAACUUGGGUGAAAUGGGCAGUGGUACAUGCGGCCAGGUGUGGAAGAUGCGCUUCCGGAAGACAGGCCAUGUCAUAGCAGUCAAGCAAAUGCGGCGCUCAGGGAAUAAGGAGGAGAACAAGCGAAUCCUCAUGGACCUAGAUGUGGUGCUCAAGAGCCAUGACUGCCCCUACAUUGUGCAGUGCUUUGGGACCUUCAUCACCAACACUGAUGUCUUCAUCGCCAUGGAGCUCAUGGGCACGUGUGCUGAGAAGCUUAAGAAGCGGAUGCAGGGCCCUAUCCCCGAGCGGAUCCUGGGCAAGAUGACUGUGGCGAUCGUGAAGGCGCUGUACUACCUGAAGGAGAAGCAUGGCGUCAUUCAUCGUGAUGUUAAACCCUCCAAUAUCCUGCUGGAUGAACGGGGCCAGAUCAAGCUCUGCGACUUUGGCAUCAGCGGGCGCCUGGUGGACUCCAAGGCCAAGACGCGGAGUGCAGGCUGUGCUGCCUACAUGGCGCCCGAGCGCAUUGACCCCCCAGACCCCACCAAGCCAGACUAUGAUAUCCGGGCCGAUGUGUGGAGCCUGGGCAUCUCAUUGGUGGAGCUGGCGACAGGACAGUUUCCCUACAAGAACUGCAAGACGGACUUUGAGGUCCUCACCAAAGUCCUUCAGGAAGAGCCCCCACUCCUGCCCGGUCACAUGGGCUUCUCAGGGGACUUCCAGUCCUUCGUCAAAGACUGCCUUACUAAAGAUCACAGGAAGAGACCAAAGUAUAAUAAGCUACUUGAACACAGCUUCAUCAGGCACUAUGAGACGCUUGAGGUAGACGUGGCAUCCUGGUUCAAGGAUGUCAUGGCGAAGACCGAGUCACCGCGAACUAGUGGAGUCCUGAGCCAACACCACCUGCCCUUCUUCAGGUAGCUGCGUGGUAGCGGCCAGCCCCACAGGGGCCAGGGGCAUGGCCACAGGCCCCCCUUCUCACCCAGCUGCCCACCAGGGGAGACCUGGGACCUGGACGGCUGCUGAAGGCUGAGGACAGAAAGUAGGGGGCCACCCACUUACCCUCAACUCCCUGCCCACCAGCCAUGGACAGAUGGAUCCACCAGGCCCCAGCCCUUCCCAGCCUGGGGUCAGCCAGCUGUGCGUGUCCCCCUGACAGACACUGUGAACGGAUGACAACAAGCCACAAGCAGACUCACUAUUUAUUCAGUUGUAACCUCUGGGCUGGGGCAGCCCCCAGGGGCCAGGAGAGAGCCUCCCAGUCCCCAGCCCUGCUCCUAGCCUGCCGUCCUCACCAUUCCCCACGCACUUAUUUCUUCUGUCACCCCCUACCUCUGUCCUUGUCACCGUCCUUGCCUCUGCCACCCUCCUGGCACGAGGCUAUGCUCAGCCACCCCCUGGUGGGACCCCUGGGUCUGCUUAGGUCUCCAUGGGGUGAUGAGUCAUUGGCCUCCAGAAUGGCGUUGUGGCACUGAGACUAUAGCUGGUGGGGCUGGUCUUUCUCCCUCCUUCUCUCUCUCUUUGAUCUCAGGGGGUCCUUUUUGGAGUUUAUUGUAUUUUAUUGUACUUGGGUGGGGGGUGGCUGAGGAGAGUUUGUUCUCAUGGGGUUUGUUGGUACCUUCAGAAACUUUUACCAAAGUCAUGUUUAGCUGCUUGUGAAGGGGCCUCCCCAACUAUCCGUGGGCAAUGGGGGCUGGGCUGGGCACUGCGGCUGCAGGGCCUCAGGUGCUAGCCCUACGGGGAAGACCCCAGCUUGGGGCGAGUUGAAGACCUCAGGGGAUGUGGAGGUCCAAGGGGCCGUUGCCACACACAGGGUGGCCUUCAGGGAAGGUGGGCAUGAGGUGGCGGGAGCAGGAGGCCAGAAGGAAUUGAGGACAGGAGGGAGUUGGAUUGAGAGCUAAGGGAAUGGAUGUGAGGGUUCAGGGAUAUGUGAUAGGCUCCAGUGGGGGCAGGGGAACACCAGGCUGAGAGUGGGAGCAAAGUGUGGUCACCCCCAUGGUGCCAGUGUGCCUCGUCACACCUAGCCAGGUGUCCACCCCAGCUCACCUACUGCAGCAGCAGCCAGAGCAGGAGGGGAUGUGUUUCAUGUUUGUCGGUGGUGCAUGCAAAUCAAGUGGACGAAAAAAACAAAAUAGCAAAACAGAAAAAAAAAAAGAAAAGAAAAAAUAUAACCAUAGAACCACAAACAAAAUCCAACCAACACCAAAGGUGGGGAGCCUGGCUGGAGCAGCUGAAGCAGCAUAGGCUUAGGGUCGCCAUAUCCUCUUAUCUAUCGCAUUGACUCUAUCAUUAUUAUAGUCACAAAAUGCCGCAUGUUUAAAAAGUAAUAGAAUUCAUCUUCUCUCUGCCCUAGGGGGCAGGUGCGGGGAGGCUACCUGCUCUUGCCUCUAGCCCCCUUUGGAGGUGGGGGUUGACAGGCCUGGCCCCCGUGCUUUCUCCUGGGGGCCAGCCAUGCAGGCUUCUGCAGGUAGCCAGAAGGUCACUUGGCUGGUCCCAGGGCCAGCACAGGCCUGAGGCUGGCUACUUGGUUUUACUUUUAUUUAACUUGAUUUUCUGUUUCACGAGUGUGUCUGCCUGCCCCCAACCCCUUCAGUGUUACAUGGGAGCCCUGGGGGAGCCUCUCGUACCUCCCCACCCAUCCCCAGACCUCCCCUGGUCACCAGCCAUCCCUCUGAAGCAGGCAGAGGACAGACCUGGGCAGGCAGGAGCCUGGGGUUUGGCCUAGCCCAGCCCACUAGGCUGGACCCCUUCUCAGGCUGCUAGUAUUGCCCUGUCCGUUUUUAAAACAAAAUGCCCUUGUUUGUAAAUCCUUAGAUGCUUGAGAAUAAAUCCCUCCCUUUUCUUCCA